UGGACUCUUCGCGGGUGGACUCUCAGCUCGCGCUGCCCUGAAGCUCGUGUCACCAGUGCCACGGCUAGCAGAAGAAAAGGUGUUCAUACAUUUCUCGUUGAGAAGACGGGCGCAAGAGGGAGCAAGGCUACCGUAGGGUGCGUCAGCGCGCAGUGUCUGCACAGGUCAGGGCCGCGACAGAGAGGCGUCAUGGGCUUCCGGAAAUUCUCCCCCUUCCUGACUUUCAGCAUCUUGGUCCUCUGCCAGGCUGGCAGCCUUCAGGCAGCGCCUUUCAGGCCAGACUUGGAGAGCAGCCCAGACCUGGCCACACUCAGCGAGGAGGAAGUGCGCCUCCUGCUGGCCGCACUGGUGCAGGACUAUGUGCAGAUGAAGGCCAGUGAGCUGGAUCAGGAGCAGGAGCAGGAGCAGGAGCAGGAGACAGAGGGCUCAAGACAGGUCGUCUCUUCUUUCUCCAUCUUGCAAACCAGUGUCAUCCCUCAGAAGAGAGCCUGCAAAACCGCCACCUGUGUAACCCAGCGGCUGGCAGGCUUGCUGAGCAGGUCAGGGGGUGUGGUGAAGGACAACUUCGUGCCCACCAACGUGGGCUCCAAAACCUUUGGCCGGCGCCGCAGGGAUCUUCAGGCCUGAGCAGUUUGCUGGCUUCAGGAAGCAGGUUGCCAGGAAGUUGGACUCACCACUUCUAUUAAUUCCUGUUGACAAGUUGGUGAGAAGGCCCCAAUGGAAGAUACACAUGUUUGCAUCCUAAUAGAUACUGAAAAAAAGCACCUUCGUCACUUGAAAGAAAUGAAACUGAAUGCAAAAUAAGCAAAUUCCAUAUGUAUCAUGCAUCAUUUUUAUUCAACAUCCAGUGAAUGUGACGGCAUCUCCCAUUGGCUUAUCUGGUAGCAACCUCGUUCACUGAGAGACAUCCUGUUGAUCAAGGUGUCUCUGCCAAACCUGAAGCGGACAUGAAAUCACUGCCUCUUGCAGCCUCUGGGAACACAUGGUAUUGUCGUGCCUUGUCUAAGAACAUGAUUGUACAAUUUGUUUAAGGAAAUGUCAUAAUUGUUCCAUUUGUGAACUUCAUCAAGAUUAAAAGCAUAUUU
This is a messenger RNA of Octodon degus (degu), 1085 nucleotides long. Its product is annotated as calcitonin gene-related peptide 2. The transcript has 6 exons. Gene Ontology annotation, molecular function: hormone activity; calcitonin receptor binding. The record is from RefSeq and is a predicted model, not a curated record. Gene Ontology annotation, cellular component: extracellular region. NCBI's taxonomy places the organism in Eukaryota, Metazoa, Chordata, Mammalia, Rodentia, Octodontidae. The coding region runs from base 190 to 627 and encodes 145 amino acids.